CAUGGAAUAGGUCUACAAAUACCCCAAGCCAUAGCAUCCUUCUUCUCAGGCCUCAACUUGUCAUCCUAGUUUUAGUCUCAUUCCCUUCCUCCCACUACAACCAAAAACAUUUUUCUCAUGGCAAACUUCCAUGGCUCGUUGCUCUUUUGUCUUGCUCUGUCAAUGAUGACAAUGGCCAGUGCAAAACAAUUCAAGGUUGGAGGUCCAAUGGGGUGGAGUGUACCCAGUCCUAACGCAAUGUCAUACAAGCAAUGGGCAGAAACAAAUCGGUUCCAAAUUGGAGAUUCACUACUGUUUGUCUACCCACCUGACCAAGACUCUGUGCUCCAAGUUGAUAAAGACGGCUAUGACACCUGCAACACAGCAACAUCUAUCCAAAAGUUUGACGACGGGAACACAGUGUUCACCCUCAACCGAUCCGGUGCAUUCUACUUCAUUAGCGGAAACGAAGCCAACUGCCUCAAGAACGAAUCUUUGGCGGUCGUCGUCUUGGCCGACCGGAGCAACCAAACCUCGAGGGGAAACCAACCGAGCUCGCCACCUUCUCCUUCUCCAGUCUCCUCAUUGUCUCCUCCUUCACCACCUCCUUCGAGCUCAACAGAAGUGACCCCCUCAUCAGCCCCAGCUGGAGAGGAGACCAGCACUCCACCUCCACCAAAUGGGGCUCCUUCCAAGGUGGUGGGCUUCAUGGGCUCGGUUGGAGCUUUCCUUGGGUGGGUCCUUUUUGUUUUUUAAGGUGCUGAGAAUGAGGGAGUGUGGUGUUUUGAGUUGUUGGAUUUGAGUUUGAAUUAAGGUGGGGCAUAAGCUUGAUGGAUCCAUAAGAACAAGUCUUAUUUUACUAUCAUUUUUUUAUUUCACAAUUCCUUUUCAUCUGUAAAAUAGUUGACUCGAUCCCUAGCUUGCAAGGCAAAGGGCGAAUAAGCUGGAGACUGUACGAUUGAAUUAUUUCUGGACUUUGGACAAAUAAUAAUGAAUAAAUGGAUGAAGGCUGUGAAGCUGAAUUGGUUGUCA
Messenger RNA from Phoenix dactylifera (date palm), 1011 nucleotides. Its product is annotated as early nodulin-like protein 9. Gene Ontology annotation, cellular component: plasma membrane. Lineage: Eukaryota; Viridiplantae; Streptophyta; Magnoliopsida; Arecales; Arecaceae. Gene Ontology annotation, molecular function: electron transfer activity. The record is from RefSeq and is a predicted model, not a curated record.